AUGCCCCUGGUGAAGGACCUCCUGCACUCAUCUCCAGAAGAGAAGAGGAAGCAUAAGAAGAAACACCUGGUGCAGACCCCCAACUCCUACUUCAUGGACAUGAAGUGCCCGGGAUGCUACAAAAUCACCACUGCCUUCAUCCAUGCACAAACAGUAGUUCUGUGUGUCGGCUGCUCCACUGUCCUGUGCCAACCCAUAGGAGAUGCAAGGCUUACAGAAGGAUGCUCCUUCAGAUGGAAAUAG
Messenger RNA from Canis lupus familiaris (dog), 243 nucleotides. Its product is annotated as 40S ribosomal protein S27-like. Gene Ontology annotation, biological process: ribosomal small subunit assembly; translation. The transcript is spliced from 2 exons. Gene Ontology annotation, cellular component: cytosolic small ribosomal subunit; ribosome. Bases 1 to 243 code for a protein of 80 amino acids. The record is from RefSeq and is a predicted model, not a curated record. Gene Ontology annotation, molecular function: structural constituent of ribosome; RNA binding. Lineage: Eukaryota; Metazoa; Chordata; Mammalia; Carnivora; Canidae.